This is a messenger RNA of Alternaria postmessia, 795 nucleotides long. RefSeq lists its product as uncharacterized. The record is from RefSeq and is a predicted model, not a curated record. Gene Ontology annotation, biological process: rRNA processing; ribosomal large subunit assembly. Gene Ontology annotation, molecular function: exonuclease activity; nucleic acid binding. Gene Ontology annotation, cellular component: nucleus. The coding region runs from base 1 to 795 and encodes 264 amino acids. Lineage: Eukaryota; Fungi; Ascomycota; Dothideomycetes; Pleosporales; Pleosporaceae. The transcript has a single exon.
AUGGCAUUCUGCCAUUCUCGAUACAUACUCCACAUCUACCAUACAAACAUCGUCAAAGACGCAAAUAUUCUUAUGCACUAUGCAUUACCAACUCCCCCAAGGUUUCCCUAUCUUCCAGAGCGCGCUGCAAUCGCGAUCAACUGCGACGUGGUGGACAAACACUACAGUGAGUCAGAGAUCUUGCACAUCUCAGCCAUCGACUACCUCACUGGCGAAGUCAUCAUCGACGCGUUAGUUCAGCCCGUCCAGCCAAUGGCUGGUUGGCACACGAACCAAGACUGGCUAUCGAAGCAAGCCAAAGCUGCGACCACCAUCACAGGAAGGAUAUUAAAAGGCUGGCCAGAGGCGAGGGCUGAGAUCUGGAGAAACAUCGGUCCCAACACCGUUCUAGUUGGCCACAACCUACACCGCGAUCUUACUGCGCUUCGAAUGGAACACUGGCGCGUUGUAGAUUCGGCGAUAUUGGUAUCGGAAGCUGUUGGAUAUAGCGUUAAGAGACGCUGGAGUCUGAAAGCCCUGUGCAAUCAACUCCUCAAUAUGAAGGUCCAGAAUAAUAAGGGCGGAGGAGAUUCUUGCAUUGAAAAUGCGUUCGCAGUGCGAGAGGUUGUCUUGUGGUGGAGUCGACAUCCAACUGAAGUAUUAGAGUGGGCUACUCACCAGCAGAAAGAAUGGCAUAAAGGGGUAAGACAGGCAUACAAUGAGAGGAGAACCAACGAGAGAAGAAUCGAUGAGAGAAAAACGAAUGUGACCAAUUCGGAUGUUUGGGUAUGGCCCACUGGCUACGAAGGGUUGUAA